Gadus morhua (Atlantic cod) is the source of this 2141-nucleotide messenger RNA. It is a transcript of the gene rsad1, whose product is annotated as radical S-adenosyl methionine domain containing 1. The record is from RefSeq and is a predicted model, not a curated record. The transcript has 10 exons. Gene Ontology annotation, cellular component: cytoplasm; mitochondrion. Gene Ontology annotation, molecular function: 4 iron, 4 sulfur cluster binding; coproporphyrinogen oxidase activity. NCBI's taxonomy places the organism in Eukaryota, Metazoa, Chordata, Actinopteri, Gadiformes, Gadidae. Bases 227 to 1570 code for a protein of 447 amino acids. Gene Ontology annotation, biological process: porphyrin-containing compound biosynthetic process.
AUGUUUACUUCCUCCUAGUUGGUGCAGCCGUGAAACUAGAGGACAUGUUGUGCGCUAGUUGAUCGCUUACUUCAUUCGUUUUACUUUGCGAGGGAUGAAGCAUGACUGAUGCUAUGCCGUAAUGGCACAAGUUAACCGGAAUGUGAUUGUGAGAUAGACAAAUGACGCAUGUGGGUGCGGCUCUAGGAGGAAACCAAUUAAAGUGUUGAAUUAGAGUUAUUUUACGAUGACUAACGUGACCAUGAUUAAACGCGUACUGUUCUUCAAGACAAUAACAGUCCCUUUUUCAAGCGGCAGUAGGCGCUGCUCUACCAGGGUUUCAACUGGUGAGCUAAAAGCUGCAGUGACAGAGAGCGCACAGCCCUCGCCGCUUUCAGGGGAGGCGUCAUUAUACGUGCAUUGGCCUUACUGUCUUAGAAGAUGCUCCUAUUGCAACUUUAACAAGUACAUCCCCAAAGCUGAUAACAGCUCCAUUAUGGCUGACUGCCUUCAGCGGGAGACGGAAACGUUACUACGGCUGAGUCAAGUGUCUAGCAUCACAUCUGUGUUUUUUGGUGGUGGAACCCCGAGUCUGGCACACCCCUCCACCAUUGAGAAGGUCUUGGAGUCUAUAUCCAGACAUGCUAGUCUGGCAGACAGCGCUGAAGUCACCAUAGAGGUCAACCCGACCCCAGUAGGGAUGUCCAGGUUAGAAGAGUUUCACCGUUCGGGGGUAAACCGUUUCUCCAUCGGUGUUCAGUCGUUGCAGGACAAGGAUCUCAAACUCCUGGGCAGGGACCACAACUCCCAGCAUGCCUUGCGGACCCUCGCCGAGGCCCGGCGGCUGUGCCCCGGCCGUGUGUCGGUGGACGUCAUGUUCGGGCGGCCCGGCCAGACCCUGGACUCCUGGGAGCGGGAGCUAUCUGAGCUUUUGAGGGUGUGCGACGACCACGUGUCUUUGUACCAGCUGACGGUGGAGCGGGGAACCGCGCUGUUCAAACAGGUGGAGCAGGGCCAGCUCGCCCUGCCGGCGGAGGAGGUGAUGGCGGCCAUGUACCACUCUGCCCGGACGCUUCUCCUCCAGCACGGCUUCCAGCAGUACGAGGUUUCGAACUUCGCCAGGCGUAACGCCGUCAGCCAUCACAACAUGAACUACUGGAAGGGUGGGCAGUACAUUGGAGUGGGCCCAGGGGCACACGGGCGCUUUGCUCCCCUAGAGGAGGGAAGGGCCGUCAGGGAGGCCAGGGUCCAGACCUUGGAGCCAGACUUCUGGAUCCAAGAGGUCCAGCACAGGGGUCACGCCACCCGCAGAAGGAUCCCCCUCCCCAGCCCUCUGGGACUGUUGGAGGAGGUGCUGGCGAUGGGGCUGAGGCUGACAGAGGGCAUUGCUCACCAGCAUUGGCACAUCUUCUGCCCUGAAGCAGACCUCCGGACAGUGUUUGGCACAUAUCCGGACGUCCAAAACUUGCUACUAAGCGGACAUUUGAUUCUCGACGACCGAGGGCUACGGUGUUCCUGGGACGGACUGGCGCUACUCGACGGCAUGCUGCCAACACUCUUGCUGGCGCUGGAAGGCCAUAUGAGCCCUUGAGGACAGACACACAUACUCUGAGGACAGACACGCAGACCCGGUUGCCAAGGGGACCAGGUGACCGAAGGGUCAUGGGCUAGACAUGCCUUUCUUUAUUUGUCCAGGCUGACUGAUGUAUGUUUGUAUUAUAUCUACUAUUUAUAUUUUCCUAGUUCAAUAUCACUGGUUGAUAUACGGAUCAUUAACAUCUCUGUCCGUUUGCAAAAGGGCAUUAUUACACCUAUUCUUAUCUAUGUUGAUUCACAUUGGUCCAUUUCAGGAAGAUGUUGUACAAUGUGGUAAUUGUAUUAGCUAAUCAAAGUAUUUUUGUAAAUGUUUAACGCAAAUGUAAAUUAGAAUUUACCGGAACCAUUAUCAGCCAUUAUGUGAGGGGGUAUGGUAGGCCUACAACUGAUCUUGUAAAAACAUUCGACAACAGAAUAAAUUGGAACAAAUCCUUUUCAUAUCCAUGAGUGUUUAAGUGCCACAUGACGCACACCAUAUGCCACCGUUUUUGUUGGUGCACUCCGAUGUAUGUUUCCUGUUUCUAUUGUCCAAAUUUGGGCUGCUAAUAAAAGACUGGCUACUUGAA